AUGGCCGUCGUUGGAAUUGACUUUGGCACAUUGCAUUCAAAGAUUGGUGUCGCCAGACAUCGCGGCAUCGAUAUUAUCGUUAACGAAGUUUCAAAUCGUGCGACCCCAUCGUUGGUCGCUUUCGGUCCAAAACAACGUGCAAUCGGUGAGGCUGCGAAGACGCAGGAGACCUCCAACUUCAAAAACACCAUCGGCUCGCUCAAACGCCUCAUCGGACGAACUCUGAACGAUCCUCAGGUGCAUGACGUGGAGAAAAAGUUCAUCAACGCGAAGCUCGUUGAUGUAAAUGGGUCUGUUGGAUCUGAGGUGACAUACCGUGGCGAGAAGCACACCUACUCGUGGACGCAGAUCACCGCCAUGUAUCUGGGCAAACUGCGCGAAAUCGCCGCUGCUGAGCUUAAGACCGGUGUCAGCGAUGUCGUCAUCUCUGUGCCAGGAUGGUUCACUGAUAUCCAGCGCCGUGCCGUCAUCGACGCUGCCUCGAUCGCCGGUCUCAACGUCCUCAGACUCAUCAACGACACCACCGCCACUGCCCUCGGAUACGGUAUCACCAAAUCCGAUCUCCCAGAUCCCGAGAAUCCGCGGCACGUCGUCUUUGUCGAUGUAGGGCACGGCGACCUCUCCGUCGCGGUAGUCGCCUUCUCCAAGGGCCAGCUGAUAGUCAAGAGCACCGCGUAUGAGCCCAAUCUCGGUGGCCGCGACAUCGAUUACGCGCUCGUAGAGCACUUUGCACACGAGUUUAAGACCAAGUACAAGAUCGACGUGAUGAGCAACCCCAAGGCCAUGUUCCGGCUGACCGCGGGCUGCGAGAAGCUGAAGAAGAUCCUGUCCGCCAACACCGAGGCGCCGCUGAACGUCGAAUCCAUUAUGAAUGACGUCGACGCCUCGUCGAAACUCACCCGCGAGGAGCUCGAAGGUCUCAUCAAGCACGUUCUGGAUGGCAUUCCGGCACCUCUGCAACGUGCCGUCGCCGACUCAGGCCUCACCCUCGACCAGAUCGACUCGAUCGAGCUUGUGGGUGGAUCGACGCGCGUACCGUCUGUGCGUCAGCGCAUCCAGGAGGUCUUCCCCGGCAAGCAGCUCUCUUUCACCCUCAACCAGGAUGAGGCCAUCGCACGAGGUGCAACAUUCGCGUGUGCGAUGCUCUCCCCCGUCUUCCGUGUCCGCGACUUCCAUGUCACGGAUAUCAACCACUUCCCUAUCAAGACCCAAUGGACCGCUCUGCCUUCCGAUCCCGACGACGAUACCGAGCUCCUCGUCUUCCCCAAAGGCAAUUUACUGCCAUCGACCAAAGUCCUAUCGUUCUACCGCAAGGAGCCGUUUAACAUUGAAGCUCGCUAUGCGGAGCCGGCGUUGCUUCCAGGUGGCAUCAACCCUUGGAUCGGCAACUUCACGGCCAAAGAUAUCUCUCCAGCACCAAAUGGUGACUCUGUCUGCGUCAAGCUAAGGACUAAGCUCAACAUCCAUGGUAUCGUCUCGUUUGAAAGUGCUUACGUCGAGGAGAUUGAAGAGAAAGAGGAACCAGCGCCGAUGGAUGUCGACACUCCGGAGGGCACCCCGGCGCCACAGCCAAAGAAGAGGCGAGUGAUCAAGAAGGACGUUCCUUUCGUGGCCACGAACAGCUCGCUAGAGAAGGAGGUCGUUGAGAGCUACAGAGAAGAGGAGGCUUUGAUGCACGCUGCUGAUAAGCUCGUCAUGGACACUGAGGACCGUAAGAACGCCCUCGAGGAGUAUGUCUACGAUAUGCGCGGCAAGCUCGAGGACCGAUAUGCUUCAUACGUUCAGCCCGAGGAGAAAUCCAAGCUCUUGGCCGGUCUCCAAGAGGCCGAGGACUGGCUAUACACCGAGGAGGGCGAGGAAGCCACAAAAUCCGCCUACGUUCAGCGCCUCGACACUCUUAAGGCCAUCGGCGACCCAAUCGUCUUCCGCUACAAGGAAGUCGAUGAGCGCAAGAAGUCGACUGCGAACCUCCGCGAGACCCUCAACAACUACAUGUCCCAGGCAACUUCGACAGACGAGAAGUACGCGCACAUCGACGAGAAAGACAAGCAGGCCGUCGUUGAGAAGGUGGCGACGAUCCAGAAGUGGCUCGAGGAUCAGACCGUCCGGCAGUCUGAGCGCCCGAAGAACGUCGAUCCCAUCUUGAAGAGCGCCGAGAUCGAGAAGAAGAGGGACGAGUUGAUCUACUUCGCCAUCCCGAUCUUGACCAAGCCGAAGCCGAAGCCAGUCGUCACCUCCACCCCCGCCUCUGGGACCCAGACACCCAAGGAAGAGCCAAAACAAGACAAGACUCCGCCACCGCCCCCCAAGGAGGAGGACAAGGGCCCCUCUGAGAUGGAUGUGGACUAG
This is a messenger RNA of Cyclocybe aegerita, 2349 nucleotides long. NCBI's taxonomy places the organism in Eukaryota, Fungi, Basidiomycota, Agaricomycetes, Agaricales, Hemipholiotaceae. The record is from the annotation of a GenBank genome assembly.